AGCGUACAGUCCAUAAUACCGCAUUGGUACGUUCUUGAAAGCAAGAAAAACAGCACCAGCAAUGGUAAUGAUUGACGAAAGUUUGAUCUUGUAGAAGAUGUCUAUUGGGCCUCAUUAAUGAACCUCUCACCACUAGAAUUCCUUCAGCGAAGGGCUUGACCUACGCAUAGCGCAUUGCUCUUUCGCGGUUGCAUUGAACAAUCUGACCUUUUUUUAAUGAAUUUUUAUCUUCUUCCUCUGCAGUAACAGUUCGGAUUGCAACGAUAUCUUUGAAUUUCUUCCAUUCCUAACUUCGAACAUCAACGACACCUCGUCAUGAACCCGACCACCGAAGACGCGCAACAGGCAUCAAGAAAAGCUGGAUUGAAAACAAGCAAGACCGCUUUAGACAACGACAGCAAGAACGACACUAACAGCAAGAAGGAACCACAGCUCCUAUCGUCAACCACCAUGAGUAUCUACAUCGACGCGGAUAGGAAGGAGUCUCGGCACCGAGGGACCGAUAAGUUCAGGAAUCCAAAUGUCUUCGCCGAUACUAGCAACAAACAUGGAACAACACAGAAGACUCCAAAUCAAGCGUUCACGAAGAAUAACAAAACCUCGAAGAGCAAUAAAUUCAAGAGCAAAAACAUGGAUAGGGAGAGGCCACGUAGCAACAAUAUUAACAAUAACAGUGACAAUGGUAAUAGUAAUAGUAACAGCAACACCAACAAAAAGGGCAACAAAGACCGUAGCAAAAACACCUUCAAUCGCGAUCAGAAGCCGAAAACCAGCAAUAUCCAUUACAAGAACCACCAAAAGAAGCACCGGCACCAGCAUCAGCAUGGGCAUGAUCACCAAUGUCACCGACAGACCAACGGCAAUGAAUGCUUCAUUCCAGGUGCGACGAUGAUGGCCAGCUUCAAUUCGACAGGUUUCCAACCAACCCUUGGGUGUUGGGUAGACCAGACCCAAGCUCAAUUCACGGGCAAUCAACCCUCCUAUGAUUAUCAGCACCAUUGCCAGCAGAUGCAACCAUACAUGCCUGUUGCUAUGACCAAGAAUUCUUUUGAAUGCGAUACCAAUUUGAAUGAUGAAGAUUUCAUUGGUACCUGUCGUGGGGAUGGUUUUGGCUGCAGAAGCAACACCAUCAACAACGAUUACUACGAUUCGAGCAACAUCACUUCUUCUUUUCAAACUCAAGAUAUGUGGAUCGAUAACAUAAAUCAGAAUACAAGAAUUGAUGGAUUAAUCCUUAAUAACAACGGGGAGUGCAAAUCGGUUUCGAUUCCGCCGCACGUGAGAGACUGGCUCUUGAAGGAAAUAUUGCUAAAGAUUGAAAACAUCAGAGAUUACGGAAACUCGUACCCGAAUACAUGCGUGGCUGAUGAUGCGAAUGCAACUAAUCAAGUUUUAGGCAAUGGAACUCGUGAGAGCGGGCUUCCGCCCUCUCAAUUACCACCACGAAUCUUUAGUGUGUGUCCAGGGACGACGCCUCUACACCAACACUGUAAUAUCGAAAGCAAUUCGUUUCUUUCGCCUCCUCUGCUCGCUGUAAGUGCUUCAACGUUCCUUAUAGACUGCUAUCUAUUUGUCGAUAUUAAUACUAACAUUCUAUAUUCUUGCUCUCCAUGAUUACGAAAACACCCAAUCCGGUAAAUUCUUUACCUGAUUCUCCUCUUCUCCAUUCAUUCAUUCAUCCAGGACGGCUACGUACAUCACGGGAUGUACAUGGCACUACCUCAUGGUUAUCAUCAUCCUAUGAUGACGCAGCAUCAUUAUCCAUAUCAAAAUCAGUAUCAGCAACAUCAUCAACCCCAUAUUUCUCCUCCCGAAAUGCCCUAUUUACCGUAUUUGGGAUAUAGUCAUCCGCUUGAAACACCUCAGCCUACCCUGAAUGGUAGCGGCAAUCCUCAUGCCAGUGAAAGUGCAAAUGUCCCAAGACACGAUCUAUUCGAUCCAGGGAGUUCUAGGAGACACCAUGGCUCGAACAGCCGCGAAAGGAACCACGAGAAUCCCCGUCGUCAUGGGGCUGAUCCAAAGAAUGCAACUCCUCUUCGUCCUGGUUCUGCUAAGUCUGAACGUAGCAAUGCUCAUGAGAUUCUCCACGAGGACAGCAUCAAUCUUGAUGAUAGGGUGACCCCUUAUCGCAACGCUGGCCGCGAAGGACCUCCCCGCCGUGUCUCAAUUAGCCCCAUGACACAUUUUCAACAUUUAGAUCUAGAUGAAGAGGGAGAAAGUGUGUCGACGUUGUAACCUACUCCUAUUCUGUGGUUGUCGGCCCAGGAUGCAUGAUUGUAUAAUUUUUCUCUAUACGCAAUGCAUCACGAGCUAGUUAGUGUGAAAUACUACGCGAUUAUUCGUUUUGCUGUUUCGCUCACUAACUUUGUUGCAAUGAAAUGAUUGGCAUUAGCUGAUAAGAUACUACAUAAUACAGUAAGAAUAUUUGU
Molecule: messenger RNA, 2429 nt
Organism: Pseudo-nitzschia multistriata
Lineage: Eukaryota; Bacillariophyta; Bacillariophyceae; Bacillariales; Bacillariaceae
Source: the annotation of a GenBank genome assembly